Molecule: messenger RNA, 1255 nt
Organism: Mya arenaria
Lineage: Eukaryota; Metazoa; Mollusca; Bivalvia; Myida; Myidae
Product: mediator of RNA polymerase II transcription subunit 8-like
Exons: 7
Coding region: 123-851 (242 amino acids)
Biological process (GO): regulation of transcription by RNA polymerase II
Cellular component (GO): mediator complex; core mediator complex
Molecular function (GO): transcription coregulator activity; RNA polymerase II cis-regulatory region sequence-specific DNA binding
Source: RefSeq, a predicted model, not a curated record
UUCAAGUCCCGGAAUUCUGGAGAGAAAAUAUUAAUGGCGGCUAAAAAUUGACCUACUUUUGCAAAAUUAACGCAUGCGUAGUCGACUUGAUCAGUAUUUUGACGUUUCCGGUGAAAACAAAGAUGCAGAAAGAAGAAGAACAGCAGAGAAUAGCGCUGGACAACCUGAUUCAACGUGUCACAGAGUUGAAGAACUCUGUGGGUGCUCUCAUAUUUAAGCUGGAACAUGAAUAUGAGACAUUGAAAUGGCCGUCAGUGUUGGACAACUACUCGCUGCUGUCGAGUCAACUCCAGUCUCUGGGCAAGCUUCUCAAGGGGGACAAGAUGCCGCAGCUGAAGAAUAAAAUCCUCCUCCCCAUUUUCAUAUCUCCUGAGCCAGAUGAAAGCCUUGCUAAACUGACAGAAAAUCGUGUAAUGAUGUUCAACCAUGAGGUUGCGCCCAGCUUCUUGCGUACCAAGCCCCCGCCAGAUGUGGAGGAGAAGACUGGACUGCUCACGGGCAAGGCCCAGCAGCUGCCCCAGGAUCAGACACAGAAACAGCUGAACAAUCUGAACAAGGUGACCAGCAACCUGCUAGACAUUAUCAACUCAACCAGAGAUGACUGGGACAAUGACCCCAACCUGAAGGCCAAUCAGUCCCAGACUACAUCAAUGGCAGAUACUAAUGCCCUGAUUGGUUCCAUGGUGAAUGGCAAACUGUUCCAGAGUUCCCGCCCCGGCCGCCUUCCUGAGUCCCCUCAACCGGGCAUGGCACAGAAUAACAGACAGAGCACAGCCAUGACAAAGGCUCCAAGUGCUAUUAAAACUACUAUCAAAACAUCGGUGAAUGCUCACCCAUACCAAAGAAAUUGAUCUGUUCCACUGUUGGACAUUGCUAGUAAAUGGUGCAUCUGACGUUCACUUGUGUUAUCAUCUCCACAUGUAUACAGUAUUAUGUGUGUCGCAAUGAAGCAAUGAAAGCAAAUAAUGCGGUCAAGUUUCGUAGCAUUACAGGUGGCAACAGUUAAAUUGGGAUAUAUUUUGUAGAUUUUUGUAUGAUAGCAAGGAAAACUACAGUUGCAGAUUUGUAGUACUGUUAAUACACUCUUGUUCGAUGUUUAUCAAAAUAAACAGUGUAAUUAUAGUAAGUUUUAAUUCAGAGCAGGAAUUUCUUGUUAUGAGUGAAUUUUACAUACUAAGUAUAGCAAAUAGUUGGUUAUGUAUUUAACAUGAAAUCAUUUGUGAGUGGAAUGAAGUACAUAAAUACCUACCUUACA